This is a messenger RNA of Beauveria bassiana ARSEF 2860, 1908 nucleotides long. RefSeq names its product Lecithin:cholesterol acyltransferase. Gene Ontology annotation, molecular function: phospholipid:diacylglycerol acyltransferase activity. Gene Ontology annotation, biological process: lipid storage; triglyceride biosynthetic process. The transcript has a single exon. The record is from RefSeq and is a predicted model, not a curated record. NCBI's taxonomy places the organism in Eukaryota, Fungi, Ascomycota, Sordariomycetes, Hypocreales, Cordycipitaceae. Gene Ontology annotation, cellular component: cytoplasm; perinuclear endoplasmic reticulum. The coding region runs from base 1 to 1908 and encodes 635 amino acids.
AUGUCCCCCAACAUCCGGCGUCGUCAUGUUCCCGAAUCGCAAUCAACUCCACCAUCUACCAAACAAAGCGACAGCCAUGAUUCUUCCGCCCAAGAUCACGAGCCGAACGGCCAGCCAGUAGUACAAAUAGUGCAAAAGCCCAAGACGCGGAAGCGCCGCAACACCUUCAUUUUCUUGCUCGGUGGCCUAUGUGGUCUGGUAGCAGCAGGCUUCUUCGCCUCGAGCAAUGACUUGAUUGAAUUCCCAGAGCUGCUGGGCGACCUCAGCAUGGCGACCUUUGUCGACAUCCUUCCAGCGGGCCUGAUUAGCGAUGUCAAGGAUCUGAUGCAGGGCGAGCGUGAUAUCGCGGAAGCCUACGACUCCUUCUAUGUUGGUCUCAAGGCACGCGCCGAAGGCCUGCAUGCGGAUCAUCCCAUAGUCAUGAUACCCGGCGUCAUAUCGACUGGCUUGGAGUCAUGGGGCACUGCCAAUGUCUCCCGAAGCUACUUUCGCAAACGUCUCUGGGGCAGUUGGACCAUGAUGCGCGCUUUGGUAAUGGACAAGGAGAAUUGGAAACGGCAUGUUAUGCUAGAUAAGAAUACCGGCCUUGACCCACCUCUGAUGAAGCUGCGCGCUGCUCAAGGAUUUGAUGCCACCGACUUUUUCAUUACUGGCUACUGGAUCUGGAACAAGAUUUUCGAAAAUCUUGCCACCAUCGGGUACGACCCAACAAAUUCUUACACGGCGGCAUAUGACUGGCGCCUGUCGUACCCCGAUCUUGAGGUACGAGAUCGUUACUUUUCCCGUCUCAAAUCUCAUAUCGAAGGCGCUUUGGCAACGGACGGAAGAAAAGUUGUACUGGCUUCACACAGCAUGGGUAGCCAGGUCAUGUUCUACUUUUUCAAUUGGGUGGAAUCUGAGCAUGGCGGACACGGCGGGAGUGACUGGGUUGAAAAGCACGUGGAUUCUUGGAUCAAUAUUAGCGGUUGCAUGCUCGGUGCUGUCAAGGACCUUACCGCGGUCCUGUCUGGCGAGAUGCGAGACACCGCACAGCUUAACGCCUUUGCCAUUUAUGGUCUCGAGAAAUUCCUGAGCAAGGCCGAACGAGCUGAAAUCUUCCGAGCCAUGCCAGGUAUCUCCUCCAUGCUUCCAAUCGGUGGCGAAGCAGUAUGGGGUGGCAGGGAUUGGGCACCGGAUGAUCUUCCUGGUCAAAAUACGUCGUACGGUUCUUUCCUCAAUUUUCGCGUUGAUUCCAACAGCACCUCUCUGAUGACAAACAUGACUGUUGAUGAGUCCAUCGACUAUUUGAUGAGAGUCACCGAGAACUGGUAUGCAGAAAAGAUCUCGAAGAGCUAUUCUCGGGGCAUUGCACAUACCACUGCCGAGGUCGAAAAGAACCAAAAGGACCCCAAGAUGUGGCAUAACCCGCUCGCAUCAAGGCUUCCCAACGCCCCAAGCCUCAAAAUCUUUUGCUUCUAUGGGGUUGGAAAACCUACCGAGAGAGGCUACUAUUACCGCGUUCCGGAUAUAUCAGAAACUGUACUGAAUAUUACGAUCGAUACUGAUUUUACAGGUGGGUCGGUAGACCACGGUGUAGUUAUGGGAGAAGGCGACGGCACCGUAAAUCUUCUGAGCACCGGUUACAUGUGCAACCGAGGGUGGCACAUGAAGCGCUAUAACCCAGCUGGCUCACGUAUCACGGUCGUUGAGAUGCCGCACGAGCCCGAGAGGUUUAAUCCUCGAGGUGGCCCGAAAACGGCAGAUCACGUCGAUAUCCUUGGUCGUCAGAACCUCAACGAGCUGAUAUUGAGAAUUUCGGCUGGCAAGGGAGAUACUAUUUCUGAUUACAUUGUAAGCGACAUUAUCCAGUAUUCGGAUAAGGUCAAGAUUUACGAAGAGGGUGAGGAGCCGAAGGGUGCAGGUAGAUAA